This is a messenger RNA of Pygocentrus nattereri (red-bellied piranha), 2340 nucleotides long. RefSeq names its product hormonally up-regulated neu tumor-associated kinase homolog A. Gene Ontology annotation, biological process: intracellular signal transduction; protein phosphorylation. The record is from RefSeq and is a predicted model, not a curated record. The coding region runs from base 1 to 2214 and encodes 737 amino acids. The transcript has 10 exons. Gene Ontology annotation, molecular function: ATP binding; protein serine/threonine kinase activity. Lineage: Eukaryota; Metazoa; Chordata; Actinopteri; Characiformes; Serrasalmidae. Gene Ontology annotation, cellular component: cytoplasm.
AUGCCAGCUGCAGUGAAGACAUCUCUGGACAGUGUGAUGUUGGACUCUGGGGAGCUGGAACGGGCUGUGCCCCCCUGUUUGGGGAAGUUGCCCAGAGAACUGGUCAGAAACUUCCCACACACUAAACGUGUGGGCAGCUACCUGGUGGGCAAGAUGAUCAACAAAGGUUCAUUCGCCAAGGUGAUGGAAGGAAUGCACAUUAGCACGGGGGAGAAGGUAGCGAUUAAAGUAAUCGACAAGAAGAAAGCGCGGCAGGACUCAUAUGUGUUGAAGAACAUGAAGCGUGAGCCGAGAAUCCACCAGAUGAUUCGUCACCCCAACAUUGUCUUGCUGCUGGAGACGCUGGAGACUGAGAAUUGUUAUUACAUGGCCAUGGAGCUGUGCUCUGGGGGGGAUCUGAUGGAUAGAAUCUGUGAGCGCAAACGUCUGGAUGAGAGAGAGGUCCGCAGAUACACUCGUCAGAUACUGUCUGCUGUGGACCAUCUACACACACAUGGCAUAGUGCACAGAGACCUGAAGAUUGAGAACUUCCUUCUGGAUGAACACAACAACAUUAAAAUUGUUGAUUUUGGUCUGAGUAACACUCUGAAGAUAGAUUCCCUCUCUCCGGAGCUGCUGAACACUCAGUGUGGAAGUCCAGCAUAUGCUGCCCCUGAGCUGCUGGCCCACAGAAAGUACGGCCCUAAAGUGGAUGUAUGGUCUGUGGGUGUGAGUAUGUUUGCCAUGCUGACUGGUACGCUGCCCUUCACAGUGGAGCCCUUCAACAUAAAACAGCUUUAUCAAAAAAUGGUUAAUGGAGAAAUCAGCACUAUUCCAUCUGACAUCAGUAAAGGGGCCAUACAGUUUGUUUUGUCCCUGUUGGAGUCAGAUCCAGUGAAAAGGCCAACAGUGAAAGCAGCCAUGGAGGAGAAAUGGCUCAAUGAGGGCUAUGCCAAGAGACCACUACAUACUGUGGUUUACAAGAACAGGUUGCGUCCUGAAGAUCUCAACUCAUCAGUACUAAACUACAUGACCGAGUCUCUUGGCUUUGGUCUCUCAGACAUCAUCCACACUGUGAUCACCAACAAACCCUCUGCCAUCUUAGCUACCUACCAGCUACUGCUGAAAAAACUGAUCAGGCACCAGAAAGGAGUCAAGACUAUGAAGAGAGUGGACACCAGUGAGUGGAACCAAAAUAAGCCUGUGUGGAAAGAGAGGAACAACACACCAGCAAAGGUUCAGCAACAGAGUGAAACUACCAGUGACAGCCAGAGCCAGAGACAGUCUAGUAAAACUCAUCAUGUCCAGUCACAAGAUAGAGAUUCCCUCAGUGGCAGAAGGAGACCAGAGGUGGCCAGCAGACAGAAGCUGCCAAGCCCAGAGCACAGAGCAUCUUUCCCAUCCUCUCCACGUGCAGACACAUUCAAUGACGAUGGCCUUGCAAUCACCACAGAGACAAGAGAUGGGCUAUUUCCUGAAGUCUCUGUGUUUGGUGAAAGGGAGCUCGUCCAUGCUUCACCCCCAAAAUGUUCUUGCAGGGAAGGGAGUGGCUCAAAGCUGUGUGACUCCACCCCCUGUGAUGUUCCAGUAACUAUGGAAAAUAAAAAGGACUCCCAGUCCACCAAACCACCACCAAAACCUCAUGACCUGAAAGCCACACACUCUGAAAACUAUUCAGAGGAAGAACUAACACAUCACCAUGACAACAAGCUGGAGAAGUUACAGACGUUCUACUCAGAAAAAGGCGUGUCACCCAGAACGCACUUGGAGAGUAGAGCAGGGCAGCGGUUUAAGGACCUCCUGUUGGCCAUAGAGGAAAAGUCCCACCCUGCCCAUCACCUAAAAGUCGCAGAAACCACAGCACAAACCUCUCCGUUACCACGACUACGUCAUGGAACUGUGUCGCCAAGGAAAGUAACUUGGGUGGGGCUUAAACAUCAAGCUGGGACAAGCACAGGCUCCUCCCCCUUUCUGAUCAAUGGUUCAAAGCCACCCGUGUUUCCAUCCCAAAGGCAGCAGGCUCUGGUCAUCAAGACCCUGAGACAUGCAAAAGAAAAGAGGAACGCAGGAGGAGCAGCAAUUAGUGUCCCAGGAAACACAGUGAAAAGGAACUCAGUGCAGUUGCGGACAUUCAUCCAGCGCAGAGACAGAGACUUAAACCUGCCCAUGCUGCCCUCCACAUUCCCCAGCAAGGCUGACAAGAAAACAGAAAUACUCAGGAUGGACUUUGGUUAAUAGAGGGAUAGAGGGAGAGGGGAACAGAGGGUAAUUUAAUAAUUCACAAAUUUAAACUCUGGUGGCAAAUUGUUCAAUAUGCAUUUUACAAGACCCCCCCACCAAACUAAUGAAAGUACUUUUGUA